This is a messenger RNA of Ascochyta rabiei, 849 nucleotides long. RefSeq lists its product as uncharacterized. Gene Ontology annotation, molecular function: methyltransferase activity. Lineage: Eukaryota; Fungi; Ascomycota; Dothideomycetes; Pleosporales; Didymellaceae. The transcript has a single exon. The coding region runs from base 1 to 849 and encodes 282 amino acids. The record is from RefSeq and is a predicted model, not a curated record.
AUGGCUUUGAACGCAACGACAACAAAGUUUCACAUCGGGUACAAUGACACAACGGUCAAGAACUUUGAGCUACGAGAUGUUUCUACGUGCUUGCAAUAUUUACUGCCAACGUUGCACACACUCCCUCCAGAUUUUUCACUUCUCGAUAUUGGAUGCGGGCCGGGGAGCAUAACCUUCGACCUGGCACGGCGCUUUCCUCAAGCCAAAAUCAUUGGCCUAGACCAAGAUGUCACUGUCAUCGAGCGAAACCAGGAAAACAUUGCGACAUUGGCCCCUGGCACCAAGUUGGAAUUUCGCGUGGGUGAUAUUUCAAGGCUAGAAUCAUUCUUGACGGUUGAUGAGAUUGGAUGUUUUGAUGUGGUCCAUGAACACACCACACUCAUCUGCAUACCGGAUAAUAUCCCUGUACUCAGGCAGAUGAAGCUUCUGGCCAAGUCAAAAGGCGGUAUUGUAGCCUGUCGCGAUGGUGACACACAAUCACAAAUCAUCUGGCCGCCAUGUCCUGAGACUAAAGAGCUUCAAGAACGGAUCUAUCGCAUGAAGGGUCUCGAGACGCAGACGGGCCGACGACUGAAGACCAUGGCGCUGGAGGCGGGCUUCCGGAUUGACCAGAUCACCGCUUCUGCGAGUGUCCUUUCCAACAUCACGGACGAUGAGCGACAAGCAUACGCAGGCUCCAUGCUGAACAUCCUGGCCGACGAAAAAUCGGAGUACCGUCAAGCUGCUGCGAAGUUUGGCUAUACAGACGAGCAGGUCGAGGUUCUGAGGGACAAUAUGCGAAGGUUCAUUGCCGCCAAAGAUGCCUGGAGAUUAUUGAUUUGCACAGAGAUUUUAUGUAGAUUGGACUAG